This is a messenger RNA of Eufriesea mexicana, 3430 nucleotides long. It is a transcript of the gene Rev1, whose product is annotated as Rev1 DNA directed polymerase. Gene Ontology annotation, biological process: error-prone translesion synthesis; error-free translesion synthesis. Gene Ontology annotation, molecular function: damaged DNA binding; DNA-directed DNA polymerase activity; deoxycytidyl transferase activity. The coding region runs from base 29 to 3430 and encodes 1133 amino acids. NCBI's taxonomy places the organism in Eukaryota, Metazoa, Arthropoda, Insecta, Hymenoptera, Apidae. Gene Ontology annotation, cellular component: nucleus. The transcript is spliced from 6 exons. The record is from RefSeq and is a predicted model, not a curated record.
UGUUUUAUUUUAUUUAAAAUCUUUAAUAAUGGCAAAAAAGAAAAAAGGGGAAGCUUGGGGGGAAAAUGGAUUUGAAGAUUGGGGUGGAUACAUGGCUGCUAAACAAUCUAAAUUACAAGAACAAUUUCUAGACGAAGCAAGUAAAGGAACGAAAACAUCUAAUUUAUUUCAAGGAAUUGCAAUUUUUGUGAAUGGCUAUACUAAUCCAACUGCAGAUGAACUUCGGCAUUUAAUGAUGGCACAUGGAGGUAUAUAUCAUCAUUAUAUGAGGCCAAAAGUAACAACUCAUAUUAUUGCAUCUAAUUUACCAUAUUCAAAGAUCCUUGUGUAUAAACAAAAACAAAAUCCAGUUCCUGUAUGUAAACCUGAAUGGAUCGUGGAUAGUAUAAAGGCUAAUAGAGUCCUAAAUUUUCAAAAUUAUUUGCUUUACUCUCAUUGUACAAAUGUACAACCCCAAUUAAAAUACAUAAUAAAAAAUAAAGAAGAUAAAGCAAGUGUUAAUAUUGAAACACAUAAUGAUGCACAAAACAAUAAUGAAAUAAAUAAUCUAAAAGAUAAUAAUAAAAUCGAAACCAUAAAACAUACUUCUGUGAAUCAAGAUACUUCAAAUCAUAUAUUACCAACUACUUCAAGAAAUGCUCUUUCCACAAAAAAUUCAGAAUUUAUAUCAGAAUUUUAUAAUCAUUCGCGAUUACAUCAUAUUGCAACAAUGGGAACAACUUUCAAGGAUUAUGUUAAUGAACUAAGAGAUGAAAGCAAUGGGGAAUUCCCUGGUCUUACUAAGUUAAAAGAAUUAAAAGGUACAAGAUUGGACAGAUUAUCGUUUGGAUCUCAAUUAAGCUUUAAUAUCGAACCAGUUGAUUUACAAGAGGAAAAUAAGAUAGAAGUUAAUCAGGGUUCUAUUAUAAUGCAUAUAGAUAUGGAUUGCUUUUUUGUCUCAGUUGGUCUUAGAGAUAGACCAGAGUUAAAAGGCUUACCUGUUGCAGUGACACAUGCGAAAGGCAAUAAAAGUUCUGCAAGUAUCGAUAAUAAACAAACCAUAAAUAAAAAUGAAGAACAGGGUUCACUAUCAGAGGUAGCAUCUUGUUCCUACGAAGCAAGGAAAGUUGGUGUACGAAAUGGCAUGUUUUUAGGAGAGGCACUAAAACUAUGUCCCAACUUAAAGACAAUACCAUACAACUUUGAAGGCUAUACAAAAGUUUCUUACAUGUUGUAUGAUAUCGUAGCAUCAUACACAUUAGACAUUGAAGCAGUUAGUUGCGAUGAAAUGUAUGCAGAUUGUACAAAGAUAAUGGAAGAAUCUUGUUUAACACCAAUGGAAUUUGCAACUGUAAUUAGACAGGAAAUAAAAGAACAGACAGGUUGUCCUGUGUCAACAGGAUUUGGGAAUAAUAAAUUAUUGGCAAGAUUAGCAACAAGGAAAGCAAAGCCAAAUGGUCAAUUUUAUAUACAGCAAGAAAACAUAAACGAUUGUAUUGGUAGCUUCAAUGUACAAGAUUUACCAGGGGUUGGGUGGACAACAACGCAUAAAUUAAACAAUAUAAAUGUUCGAACAUGUGCGGAAUUGCAAAAGAUACCAUUAGCGACGUUACAAAAAGAAUUUGGCAAAAAAACGGGUGAAAUAUUAUAUAACAUGUGUCGGGGAAUAGAUAAUGGGAAGCUUAAUCUAGAACAUGUUAGAAAAUCUGUGUCCGCAGAGGUCAAUUACGGGAUAAGAUUUGAAAGUAACGAUGACGCGAUUGAUUUUUUAAAAAAGUUAUGUUGCGAAGUGUGUAAUCGAUUAAGUAAAGCCAAUGCGAAAGGUAGAUGUAUCACGUUAAAACUUUUGAUCAGAGCGAAAGAAGCACCGAAAGAAACGGAAAAAUUUAUGGGACACGGAUUGUGCGAUUAUAUAACAAAAUCAAAAAAUCUUAUUGCUCCUAUUAACGAUGUUGAUAUUAUAACAAAGGAAGUCAUUAUACUUUGGAAUCAAAUGCAAAAAGUACCCGAAGAUGCGAGAGGCAUCGGUAUACAAAUAUCUAGAUUAGAAAUAUUAAAAACUAAAUCUCGCAAUGCAACUUUAACAAAUUUUCUUAAAAACAAGCCAAGUAACACGGUUCAUCAUUCUGUUGAAGCAAAUAAGAGUAAUAAAGGUCAAAGUCAAUUCGGUCUAAAUUUAAACGCUGUUGCGUCAGCCCCCGAAAAUAUUAAUAACGAAAAAAAAUUGGAUAUACCGCCUGAUAUCCACGAGUCAGUUCUUCUCGAGCUUCCAAAGGAAAUACAAAAUGAAAUUUUAAACGUUAACCAGAAUAAAAAAUUAGUAGAAAAUAAUCGAGACCAAGCGAUCGUUGUUGAUGUAGUACAGACAAAUGAAAGAGGAUCUCAAAAAAAUGUACAAACGCAUCAUGAACAUUUUUUUAAACAAACUAAAGCAGGCAUUUCAAGGCCAACAAAGGUGGCAAUGCCACCUAUACAAGAAAUCGAUAUGUCCGUUUUGAUAGAAUUACCCGAAGACAUACGAAAUGAAAUUCUUAACGAGUAUAGCGCUAAAAAACGUGAAAACAAAAUUAAUAUUAAUACAGAUAACAAUAGUUGUACAUCUUCAAUUAGCAGACAACCUUGUGCAAAAAUUAAUUACGACGAACAAAAUAUAUCUUAUUCGCAAGUAGAUCCGGACUUUUUAGCCGCGUUGUCGGAUGAUUUAAGACGCGAUGUCCAAAUGUAUUGUUCUGUGAAAAAGGAAGAACGUUCGGAAAAGCAAAGGAACGAAAUAAGUCGUGAUACUGCAACGACGAAAAAUGAAAAUGUAAAACACAAUAAAAAGAUAGAACAUAACGCAAAAAACAAAAAUAGCGGUAAAAAUCUUAAAACAAUUUCUAAAAACAAAAAGAAAAACAUACAAACGACAUCUAAGACGGUUAAAAAUGUGAGCGAAUCUGAGAAUAUAUCGAGUAAUAAGGCCGAUGUCGGUAUUGCAAAAUUUAUACCUUGUACAAGGAAAAACGAAUCUGUUAAUAACGAAGUUACCGCAGAUGAAGCUGAGGCAAUUCUUUCUCAUAAUUUUACUAUCUCGCAAGAUAAUGACAUUGUAAAUCAACAUCAAGAUAUUCUAAUCGAUCUCGUAAAUCGUUUACUUAAUCUACCACUAGAACAGGCAAAAAUGCAAAUACAAAUGUGGGUUACUAAUUCUAAAAUCGUGAACGAAGUAGACUUUCUAUCGCUUGCAACAUUUCUUAGCAUGCUUCCGGAGAAGAGACGUAUUGAAGAUUUACAUGUAUUACUGAAAACCAUGCAUAGAUGUAUGACAAAAACUGGAAAUUGCAUUUGGCAUGGGACAUAUAGGAAAACAGUAAAAUACGUUCAACAUUAUAUGCAAAUUGAAUAUAACAGCAACCUCAUGAUACCACCAAUCAAAUGCAACCUUUUGCAGUGUAACAAUGAUGUAAUGUAA